Messenger RNA from Heterotrigona itama, 2077 nucleotides. The record is from the annotation of a GenBank genome assembly. NCBI's taxonomy places the organism in Eukaryota, Metazoa, Arthropoda, Insecta, Hymenoptera, Apidae.
AUGACGGGGGCAAGUGGCGCGAGCGUGGCCGGUAGUCCAUUACCAAAAUGGCAACUCGCUUUGGCUGUUGCAGCGCCGGUUGCUUUGGGGCUUGGUUACAUGUAUUUUAAAAAUUCUAAACCGUCAUCGAAGCCUAGCCGCGGCAAAUCGAAGAACAACUUGAAGAAAAACGGUGCCGUAGCUGCCGAUAAACAAAUAUCAAUCGACAUCGACAGUCCACCGAAAAGUACUACAGAGCCAGAGACUCCAUUGAAGAAAGCUCAGAGAUUAAAAAAUGAAGGGAACGAGCAGUUUAAAAUAGGAAAAUAUGAUGAAGCAAUAAGUCAUUACAAUAGUGCGAUUGAAGCAUGUCCUAAAGAAAACACAGAAGCUCUUGCUACUUUUUAUCAAAACAGAGCAGCUGCCUAUGAACAACUGAAAAAAUAUAGUAGUGUGAAAGCAGAUUGUACAAAAGCCUUAGAAUUAAAUCCAAGGUAUGUAAAAGCACUAUUACGUCGAGCAAGAGCAAUGGAACACUGUAAUGAAUUAGAAUCAGCUUUAGAAGAUGUCACUGCUGCUUGUAUUUUGGAAAAUUUUUCAAAUCAAAAUGCAAUGUUAAUGGCAGAUAGGGUUCUAAAACAAUUAGGUAGACAACAUGCAACAGAAUAUUUGGCAAAUAAAAAAUUAGUUAUGCCUAGUAAAUAUUUCAUCAAAACAUAUAUUAUUACUUUCCAUAAAGAUCCUGUCUUUUCAAUGCUUCAAGAUAUUGAUUAUAGUAACGUAUCACUGGGCUUUGCAAAAGCUUUACAAUGUGUAAAAGAACAGAAGUAUGAUGAUGUAAUACCAAUUUGUACUGAAGAAAUCAAUAGUUCUGAUCCAGAUACAUUGCCACAUAAAAUGAAAGUUUUACUGUUACGGGCUACAUUUUAUCUGUUAUUAGGACAACAUGAUUCUUCAAUCCAAGACUUUGGAACUAUUAUAGAUAAUGACAGUGUUCCAGAAGCUAUAAAAGUGAAUGCCUUAAUAAAGAGAGCUACCUUAUUUAUGCAAUUAGAAAAUCCAGACAAGAGUUUCUGUGAUUUUGAAACUGCUGCUGAACUUGAUCCUGAAUGUGGAGAUGUUUAUCAUCAUAGAGGACAUGUAAAUUUGCUUAUGGAUAAGAUAGAUGAAGCCAGAGAAGAUUUCAGAAAAGCUGUUGAACUCAAUCCUAACUUUGGAGUAGCAUAUGUACAAAAAUGUUAUGCAGAUUAUCGAUAUGGUACAAUGAUAAGAAGUAAAGAAAUAAUAGAGAAAGCCAUGAAAAAUUUUGAAGCUGCUUUUGAAAAAUUCCCAGAUUGUCCAGAAUGUUAUACUUUAUAUGCACAGAUGUUAACGGAAAUACAAGAAUAUCAGAAAGCAGACACCUACUUUGCUAAAGCAAUUGAGAAAGAUCCAAAUAACGCUACAGUCUAUGUACAUAGAGGUUUAUUGCAACUGCAAUGGUAUGGUAAUGUUGAAAAAGCUAUUGAAUAUAUUAAUAAAGCAUUGGAGAUGGAUGAUAAAUGUGAAUAUGGAUAUGAAACUUUAGGAACGAUCGAAGUUCAAAGAGGAAACGUAGAAGAAGCGAUAAAACUAUUUGACAAGGCCUUAGCAUUAGGUCGCACGUCUAUGGAACUUUCACAUCUAUUCAGUUUGAGAGAUGCCGCAAAAACACGACUUACAAUAAAAGAAAGAUUAGGUUUGGAUGUAAUGUUGAAUUUUCAGAAUAUUUCAUAAGUUUUUAUGGAAUUAUACUGAUUAAAAUUGAAAUUUCAAAUUAAAAAUACACGUGGUUACCAGAAUUAAAGAGUUUUCAUAAUAAAGUUUCAUAUAUAUGUAAAACAUGAACAUAAUUUUGUACAGGGUUUUAAUAGAAGUUCUGCAAUAAUAGAAUUAUUGAUUGCUUUUGCAACUACACACAUGUGUACUCGUUCCUCUUAUUCAAUACUUUUACAAGUUCAAACAUACUUCUUUUAUGAACAAAAUCUCAAGUACGUAAUGUUUUUGCCGAUAGUUUCUGUAAUCAAGACUUUUAAAAGUUGCAUUUAUGAAAUAUUUAGUUUUUUUUUAUUAGAUUUAA